Acanthisitta chloris (rifleman) is the source of this 1530-nucleotide messenger RNA. RefSeq names its product glycoprotein M6B (gene GPM6B). The record is from RefSeq and is a predicted model, not a curated record. The transcript is spliced from 8 exons. The coding region runs from base 1 to 987 and encodes 328 amino acids. Gene Ontology annotation, molecular function: structural constituent of myelin sheath. Lineage: Eukaryota; Metazoa; Chordata; Aves; Passeriformes; Acanthisittidae. Gene Ontology annotation, cellular component: plasma membrane; myelin sheath. Gene Ontology annotation, biological process: central nervous system myelination; axon development.
AUGAAGCCAGCCAUGGAAACUGCAGCGGAGGAAAAUGCAGAACAAAGCCAAGAGAAAAAAGUGAUCACCAGACCAGAAAUGGAAAUUGGCAGGUACCACUGGAUGUACAGGAGUUCAAGGCCACACCGGUACCAUCAUGUGCCAGCAUUGAGAGGCAAUAUUAGUCCUUUGGGGAUUCAAGGUUGCUUUGAAUGUUGCAUUAAGUGCCUAGGAGGAGUGCCAUAUGCUUCGCUCGUGGCAACCAUUCUCUGCUUCUCGGGGGUAGCGUUGUUUUGUGGCUGUGGCCACGUGGCGCUCACGGGAACCGUGUCUAUCCUCGAGCAGCACUUCUCCACGACUGCCAGCGACCAUGCUUUGCUGAGUGAAGUAAUACAACUAAUGCAGUAUGUAAUUUAUGGCAUUGCAUCAUUUUUCUUCUUAUACGGAAUAAUCCUUUUGGCAGAAGGUUUUUAUACAACAAGUGCUGUGAAGGAACUGCAUGGAGAGUUCAAAACGACAGCCUGUGGCCGCUGCAUCAGUGGAAUGUUUGUUUUCCUCACCUAUGUGCUUGGAGUGGCCUGGCUUGGGGUCUUCGGCUUCUCUGCUGUGCCUGUCUUUAUGUUCUAUAACAUAUGGUCAACUUGCGAAGUCAUCAAAUCUUUUCAGGCAAAUGUGACAGUUCCAGGGGACCAGAUCUGCGUGGACAUCAGGCAAUACGGUAUUAUCCCUUGGAAUGCUGUACCUGGCAAAGCCUGUGGCCCGAUUUUAGAGAACAUCUGCAACACGAAUGAGUUCUACAUGUCUUACCACCUGUUCAUUGUGGCUUGUGCUGGAGCUGGUGCCACUGUCAUAGCAUUGAUCCACUUCCUCAUGAUACUGUCUUCUAACUGGGCCUACUUAAAGGAUGCAAGCAAAAUGCAGGCCUACCAAGAUAUCAAAGCAAAAGAAGAGCAGGAGCUUCAGGAUAUCCAGUCUCGGUCAAAAGAGCAACUCAAUUCUUACACAUAAAUGUUUGCCACAGUAAUUCAGCAGAAGAGUUCUGUAGCUCUGACAAAUCAGCAAAUAGCUGCUCUGCAGUACAGAUGUGUGUCUACCAAACAAAAUUAGAGAGAAGUGCAAAAGGUUCACAUUCCAGCUCCUGGAAAACUUUCAUAGGGAAAUCUUCCCGUGGGUAAUCUUCCAUCCUUUCACACAGAGAAUGGAGGUUUUAUUCCAGGCAUUUUAAAAGGCAACACUUUACAAAAAGUGACCAAAUUAUUCUUUUUGAGACUUUUGGUAUUUAAUAUUUGACUUGUUCUUCAGCAUGACAUCCUGCACAAAGCCCUGGCAGGUGCUCCAAACCAGCAGGCAGUAGCUCUCAGUGCAGACCUCAGGCACAGGCACAUCACAGCCUGUGAUUUGGUACCUCCCAAAGGAACCUGUGGCCGGAUGGGAUUUCUGACAUAAGCUCAUGCUUAUGUGAUGGCACAGCUGCAGCAUCCCCCAAGUUGCAACGGGGCUGUCUUGGAACACCCCAUACCUGGGAGGCAGGAGCAGCACUCCACUCUUGUG